AUGAGUGAAUUACAUUCGACGGCACAAGUGCCAAGUAACCAAGACACCAAGUUGACACCGAUAAAACAAGUUGAUGCAGCAUUGAAGGCAUGUACUUUCGGGUACUUCCACAUAAAGUUGUUGCUGAUAGCUUUUGUUGGAAAUAUUGCAGGAGUUUUUAUCAGCACUUCCACAGGCUACCUGCUUCCAGUUGCAGAAUGCGACUUGCAAAUGACAUUAUUAAGAAAAGGAGUGUUGAAUGCAAUGCCUUAUACGGGAAUGUUGUUCUCAUCAAUAGUAUCAGGACUCUUAACAGGCGCAAUUGGAAGGAAAUUUUUUUUAGUAUUUGGCUUCUCAGGCGUUUUCGUGUUCAAUUUAGUAGCAGCAUCAAGCCAAACAUUCGAGGUUCUUGUAACAGCAAAGUUUUUUGAAGGACUUUUAUUCGGAGCAGCCUUCAGUUCAUUUAUGGCUUUAACAGCAGAGUUCUGUUGUAACAACGUAAGGGACCGAGUGAUAUUGUUUCAAACGUCAUUCACGGUGAUUGCACAAAUAGUAAUCGCACUCCUUUCGUGGGCAAUUCUCACUAAUGACUGGAGAGUUUCUUUCUUUGACGGAAAAUUUGUCCUCAACACCUGGAACUUUUAUCUAUACGCCAUGUCAAUGUUUCCUCUAGCUGCCUGUAUAAUGUAUGCGGCGUUUGUGCCAGAAAGUCCUAAAUAUUUGGUGACACAGAAGAAAUACGAUGAAGCGAGAGAAAUUUUAAUCAAAAUAUAUGUGCAAAAUACUAGGAAGCCAGCUAAUACUUAUCCGUUUUUAGAUAUUUGGAAGAAUAUAUCAGAAUCUGCUUCGGAUGAAGACCCUGAGAACCAAGUGAAAGAUAGCUUUAAACAUCAAGUGGUGGUUGGACUGCUCAACAUUAAGCCAAUGUUCAGAAAACCCUUACUUACCUAUCUUUGUUUGAUAUGCACCACAAAUUUCAUUAUUAUGUGCAUGUAUAAUGUGUUCAGGCUUUGGUUCCCACAAUUAUCAGCAAUAGUAGAAAAUUAUCACGCGGAGGACAACCAAGAGUUUUGCUCAAUGCUGGACGCAUACACGGCAAAUUUAAAACUAUUGAGAAAUACUACACAAAACGAAGUUUGUGUCCCGACAAAAAGUGGGGACGAAACGUAUAUAAACAGUAUCAUUGUUGGAUGUGUCAGCCUGGUACCUUUUUUAAUUACCGGAAUAUUAGUGAAUAAAGUUGGAAAAAAGAGACUCCUCAUGGCAGCAGGCUUUGUAUGUGUAGCUACUACAAUGAGUAUCCGAUGGGCCAAUGGCAAAAUUAUUAUGGUGUCUUUAUUUUCUAUAACAAUCGCAUUGGCAAGAGUUAUGUUAAGUUUGAACCAAACUUUAACUAUCGAAACCUUUGGAACAACAACACGAACAUUAGCCAUAUCAUUCAUGAUGGUCACGGGUCGCAUCGGUACCUUGACAGGUAACGUUAGCUUUCCAGUACUGCUGGAUAUGGGGUGUGAAGUCCCCUUCUUCACAAUAUCGGCACUUUUGGUUUGUUUUAUAGUGCUGUCGCUGUUUAUACCGAAUAAAAAACAAAGUAAAAAAUGA
This is a messenger RNA of Arctia plantaginis, 1581 nucleotides long. The record is from the annotation of a GenBank genome assembly. NCBI's taxonomy places the organism in Eukaryota, Metazoa, Arthropoda, Insecta, Lepidoptera, Erebidae.